Messenger RNA from Hirsutella rhossiliensis, 480 nucleotides. RefSeq lists its product as uncharacterized. The transcript has a single exon. NCBI's taxonomy places the organism in Eukaryota, Fungi, Ascomycota, Sordariomycetes, Hypocreales, Ophiocordycipitaceae. The coding region runs from base 1 to 480 and encodes 159 amino acids. The record is from RefSeq and is a predicted model, not a curated record.
AUGAAGUACGCCAUCAUCUUCGCAAGCUUUGCCGCUGUGGCCUUUGCCUUGCCUCAGGGUGGCCCUAACACCGGCCAGAAGCUCCCUUGGACGGCGGGUAGCAAUUUUCGUGCUGACUGCGGCUGGUGGGGUUGGGACGAAAAGGGGUGCGGCACCGAGAAGUACUGCGAUGCUAUUGAUGAACAAGCCCCCAACUUGUCGGAUUUUGACAACGGCAAGCCUCGUUACAAGAGCACCAAGGAGUGUUUUGAUGCCCAUGACCCUGCGCCUUGGACGGAGGGUAGCAAUUUUAGUGCUGACUGCGGCUGGUGGGGUUGGGACGAAAAGGGGUGCGGCACCAAGAAGUACUGCGAUGCUAUUGAUGAACAAGCCCCCAACUUGUCGGGUUUUGACAACGGCAAGCCUCGCUACAAGAGCACCAAGGAGUGCUUUGAUGCCCAUCAGCCUGAUCCCAGCCUCCGUGACAGGACCCGCAAAUAA